AUGGAGAAUAAUCGAGGAGUGAGAAGGGGUACAUGGACAAAAGAAGAAGAUAUUCUCCUCACAGAAUGCAUACACAAGUAUGGAGAGGGUAACUGGAGUCUUGUCCCACUAAGAGCUGGACUGAACAGAUGCCGUAAGAGCUGCAGGCUGAGGUGGCUUAAUUACCUGAGGCCUAAUAUUGUUAGAGGCCAAUUUACAAAAGACGAAUUUGACCUCAUUACCAGACUACACAAUCUCUUAGGCAACAGGUGGACGCUAAUUGCCGGUAGGCUUCCGGGGAGGACGGCGAACGACGUGAAGAAUUAUUGGAACACGAAGAUUAAAAAUAGUAAUAAUAAGAAGAAAAUGAAGUAUAUUGACCAUCAAAAUAAGAACAAAUUAGUAAAGCCUCAGCCUCAGAAUUUGGCUACGGCUACGGCUACGGUGCCGCCGGAAACAUGUAAUAAAAUGGAUCAUAAGUUCGACGAUGAUGUCCGAAAGCAGUCAUCUUCUUCAUCGUCGUCAUCAUCGCUCGAUUUUGAGAGAGUGGAGGCGGAAGAAUGCAUCCAAUGGUGGAGCAACUUGCUUCUUCAAACAAAUGUUCAAAAUGGAGAUUUUGAACUAUUUGUUGAUCCAUAUUAUGCCCCUCAACUUGCUUAA
This is a messenger RNA of Andrographis paniculata, 639 nucleotides long. Its product is annotated as transcription factor MYB114-like. The transcript is spliced from 3 exons. Lineage: Eukaryota; Viridiplantae; Streptophyta; Magnoliopsida; Lamiales; Acanthaceae. The record is from RefSeq and is a predicted model, not a curated record. Bases 1 to 639 code for a protein of 212 amino acids.